Cydia fagiglandana is the source of this 5389-nucleotide messenger RNA. It is a transcript of the gene SCRB3, whose product is annotated as protein croquemort-like. The record is from RefSeq and is a predicted model, not a curated record. Lineage: Eukaryota; Metazoa; Arthropoda; Insecta; Lepidoptera; Tortricidae. The transcript is spliced from 11 exons. The coding region runs from base 259 to 1731 and encodes 490 amino acids. Gene Ontology annotation, cellular component: membrane; cytoplasm. Gene Ontology annotation, molecular function: scavenger receptor activity.
UUCGUUUCAUGUUUUCAAUCAGCAUUUAAUGCAUUUGUGGGUGGACGUGUGUGUCAUACCUUGUUAUUUUUAUUGUUUUUGUUAGUUAUAUAUUUCAAUUAAUAACGGCCUGAGUACUUCGUAUUGAUUUACCGACAAUAUACUUCAAAUAAAUCGCGUAUGAAAUUAUGUUGAGUUUAUGUGGGCCGUGAAAUCAUGCAGUGAUAUUUCUUAGUAAACCUCGUUCAAGAAUCACAACAAGGUAGCAAAUCCUCCAGCAUGGUAUCAUCAGGCAUGAAGAGUGGGCUGCUUAUGGGCUUCGGCUCCGGCUUCGUGGUGCUCGGAGCUGUCGCCGUCGUCUACUGGCCGGCCUUGUUCUUCGCGCAACUUCAGAAGAUGAUGGUCCUUUCUAACACUUCGACGUCGUUCGGCAUUUGGCGCGAAGUCCCGAUCCCCAUGUACCUGGAGUGUUUCAUGUUGAACAUCACCAAUGUCGACGAGAUCCUGGCGGGCCACAACGUCUCCAUACGUGUCUCGCAAAUGGGACCGUAUGUCUACAGAGAAUACCAUACAAAGGAGAACAUAACGUGGCACGACAACAACACAAUAUCAUACUUCAACAAGCGUACGUGGCACUUCCAACCGGACAUGUCCAACGGCAGCCUGUCCGACCUGGUCACCAGCAUCAACCCUAUCGUCGUGACGGUAGCGCACAUGGUCCGCCACCAGAACAGCGUAAUUCGGAUGGGUGCGGAGCUGUUCAUGCGCGCCUUUCACGACAACAUAUUCCUCACGGCGAACGUGUCGUCGUGGCUGUUCGACGGCAUCGACGACCGCGUGCUCGACAUCAGCUCGCAGAUACCGGUCGUCCAGCUGCCCUUCGACAAGUUCGGCUGGUUCUAUACGCGUAACGGCUCUAUGGAAUACGACGGCAUAUUCCUCAUGAACACCGGCGCGGGGGAUUUUUUCGAGCUGGGCAAUGUCGAGAAAUGGAAGUACUCCAACCGCACCAUGUACCGCGACGAGUGCGGCGAGGUGCGCGGCUCCAGCGGGGAGCUGUGGGCGCCCGAGCUCGGCCAGCCCGAGGUGCAGGUGUUCGCGCCUGAUAUAUGCACGUACCUGACCUUAGGUAUAGACAAGGAGGUGCACGUGGACGGCAUAGACGGGGUUCAGUACGCCGCCAACGUGUCCGUGUUCGACAACGGGUAUAACUUGCCUAGCACGGCGUGCUACUGCGACUUGAACCGCGACAGCGACUGCCUGCCGCCUGGCGCGCUCAACGUGUCGGCGUGCCGCUACGGCGCGCCCGCCUUCGUGUCGCUGCCGCACUUCCUGCACACCGACCCCUACUACCCCAGCAAGAUAGACGGCUUGGAGCCUACUGAUGAGCAUAACUUCAGACUGGCGUUAGAGAUGCUCACGGGCAUGCCGCUUAAGGUCGCCGCUCAGCUGCAGAUCAACAUGCUAGUCCGACAUAUAAACCUAGUCAGCCUGAACAACCAGUUGCCGGACCCGGACACGCUGGUGCCGAUGUUCUGGUUCCGGCAGGAGGUGCACAUUACGCCCGACUACGCGCGCAUGGCGCGGAUGGCGCUCAACCUGCGGUACGGUGUUCCGUACGCGCUCUACACGUUGACUGGCCUGGGACUUAUUCUAAUAGUAUCAGGCAUCACAGUACUAAUAAGGAGACUGCUUCUCUCGCCCGAGACCACGCCCAUACUGUCCGCUGACUCCACUUCGGACGAACAAUGACUAGGAAGGUUUUAGGGUACUUUUUACUUACAAUUUUUAAAGCUAAUAGUGUGAUAUGCCAUUCUAUGCCUUCCAUCCUCUAUUAACGACGUCAUAAACUAGGGGUGAGAACUAAAUGAACUACACUGUAAAUGACGCCGGUACGCAAGAAAUAAAUAUGUAUAAAUCUUAGACCCAAGAUGAAAAGACUGUAUACUAGUAUAACACAUCGACUGGUAAUCAUGUAAUCAAUCACAUAUGAUCCCCCAGAGGAAACAUAAAGGGUUAUGAAAUAUAUUAUAUAAGACGAAGACAAUUUAACUAACCUACGUGCCUUAAUAUAUUUGAUAAAUAUGUAACCUUUAUUAAUAAUUGUUAUUUUGAAAACCUGUUAAAUUAUAAUUUUUGUAGAUGUUUUGUUGUCUUGAAUAGUUUGUAUAAGUCAUAACUUCCCUACCGACUGUUACCUUUGAUGAGGCUAUGUUAUUAAACCGGCAUUAUGCCUGUUAACUUCAUCUACUUGUUCGAUAUCAACAUGUGGCUAGAUAGACACACCAUAACCAAAAUGAAUCCUAGACCAAACGUUAAAUAUUAUAGUUUAAUAUCACAGAGCUGUGAGGUAGGCAGUUGUAGGGUCGCUACAACAAACUAGAAUAACUAGGUAUACAUGGCGUCCCAAGACUAUGGGACAUCAAGGGAAAGUACCUUAAUUAUCGUAGAUAGGAUAUUUUGCUGAAAGAAGACAUUAAUUUAAUUUAAUUUAAAAAACAAUUUAAACUGCAUUCAUAGAUUUUUAAAUAAUUACAUGGUUGAACCGGGAAUCGACCCGCUGCACGAGAAAAAAACAUCACCCUGUAGUUUUAUCAUACCCAUAUUUAAGGUACUUUCCCUUGAUGUCCCAUAGUCUUGGGACAUCCUGUAUACUGCUCAAUAAUUAACCCACGGGACGCCAGUACAGCUGUACAGAGCGGCUACCGCGAAAACCGAAAUUCGCAAAUUGCGGGGAUCUUUCUCUUUUACUCCAACGAAGUCGUAAUUAGAGUGACAGAGAAAAAUGCCCGCAAUUUGCGAACUUCGAUUUUCGCGGUUAUAGCCCAGGUCGUAUGUUGAAUUCAGUUUUUUUUUCUUGAGCGAUCCUACCUCUGUCUAUCUGUCAAGUCAUCGUUCAAUACUUAGAUACUUACUUCCACAUACAGUUGGUAAAUAAAUAGUUUUUAUAUUAGUUGAAACUUAAUAUUUUAAAUAAGUGUCGGCAUACAGUCCGUUUUUGCCGACUACUCAUAUAUGUACGAUUUAAAUACAUAUUAUUUAAUAGAAUAUUUAUUUAAUUAGAAUAGUAGGUACUUAUUAUGUUAAAUUCAGAUCCGCAAGCUUAAAAAAUCAUUAGCGUUAAUAAAUUGAAUAGCCUUGUCAAAUAAAACAAACAACUGUCUCUAAAAAUAUUCCACAUUCCAGUAUACACUUUAGUUUCUAUAGCUGCCAAUAAAAUUUUCCAAAUGCUUUGUUUCUGAGAUAGCGCUAUUUGGCUUAGGUGGGCAAAGUGUGAAUAAUUGAACUAGUUCAGCUGCUCAGUUGAUACACGUGACUGUGUUUGUCUUGCUAAGAUUUCGUCUCGAGGAAAAGUCUCGCAUGAAAAUUUUAGGAGUUAAAUUAUACCCAUGCUACUUUUACUAUAACCAUGUUAAGCGGGUUCUAUAUGAUAAUCUUGAGCACCCUGUAUAAUUUUAAACUUAUUUACUCAUACCUCAUAUUUUAAUUGCUCAUACACGUAGUAUAUUAAGAUAUUUUAAACAAUUGUGAUGAGAACUUUUUUUUCUUUAAGCAAUAUAAUCGGUACUUAUCCGACAUGAGGCGUUAACAUGGUAGCGUUUUUGUCACCAUGCCUGUCUCGUUCUAACAAUCGUGAGUCGUAAGUGCGAAAGAUACGAAUAACGCGACAUGCUAUAAAAAACGCGAUCAUGCUACCGCCACUGAUCUUAUUUAAUACAAUGCUAACAUUACCAAAAAUUGUUUUAGAAAUCACGGAGUCACGUAAAGGGGGUCUAGCACUGACCGCGCAACUAUAAAACUAUACUCUGGCACGCCCACGUUGUCAGUAGAGAAAGGUGCGAAAAACAAAUUUUCUAUAGAAAGUCACCAUUCGCGCCAAUAUCAUCAUCAUCAUCUCAGCCAUAAGACGUCCACUGCUGAACAUAGGCCUCCCCCUUCAUGAUGGGGGGUAAAUGCCAUAAUCGCCACGCUUGGCAGGCGGGUUGGCGAUCGCAGUCGAGUACACCGAAUUUGAGGGACGCUGCUGCCCGUCCGCCGGUGGCCUUGGACGUAGUUGAAGGACAUACCCGGGUCCGCGCAUACGCGCCUACAUUUUUUUAAAUACCCGCCUUUUUCUACUUAUAAAGUGGCUAUGCCAGAGUAUCAUUUCUCGUUCACAGUGUGCGAAAGAAACAAAUGAAGGUGUCUUGCGCGACUUGAUGAGCUGCUGCGCUAAUCCUGUAGUAGUUCUUUUUUUUAUUGCUGAUCUUCAUUUGUAGGAAAUUUAGAUUAUUAUGAUGGUAAUUUAUUUAUAUCAAAGUCAUUGUUAUUAUUUAGAAGUAUUUAAUUAUAUUGUAACUAUAGUCUGUCAACCCAUUUCAUCAGUAGAAAAAAGCGGCAAAUAUAAAAAAAAAUUAGGCGCGAAGGGUUAUCUUCCUUUGGCCUUUUUCUACUGACAAUGCUGUUUGACAGACUAUACAUACUUUAUUCUUCCAUUAAUUUUACGUUAGAUAAAUAUUUUGACAAUGAAAUGGUCAAUGCGUAUGUAUUUAUAAAUAUAAUUAUGAGACAAGUGAUUCAGGAAAACAAUAAUGCUUCAAAAGAGCUUACUGCCUUUAUAUGCAGUUGUUACAUUUGUUCCUAAUGUUAUUAUCCACUUACGUUUUAUUGGAACUUACGAAGCGUACGGACAAAGAAUGACGUCAUAGUUUCAUAAUUUUAUAUACGGAUUGCUUUAUAUAUAAAAGAACGACCAGACCAUAAAUGAACUAGGAUAAUUGAAUAAAUUAAGGGGGGUGAUUUUUACAUCGUCACAUAAUUUUCAGAAUGUUUACAGAAAGCUGGAAACCUACUUAAAGCUUCCAGGCUUAAGGAGGCGCCAUAGGCCAUCAGUAAGAAGUGCAUAUACAUACUUGGAAAAAUUCGACCUAUGCCGCUGUGGCCCGGUGGUCCAAUGACACAGGCACCUGCCGCGAUAGCAGAGGACGCUGGUUCGAUUCCAGUCUAGGGCACUGGAGGCUUUGGUAGGUUUUCCUGAGUUUAUGAUAUUUAUUUCAGUUUAUUACUCAUAGCUUGUUACCUAUGUUUUACCUAGACAGACAUCGUUAACAAUUAAUGUUUUCUAUUCAGUCAUCUAUAAUCUAUCUUUUUUCCGUAGACUAAAAUGACAUUUCAUCCUAUGGAAUGUUAUUUUAUGUUCAUAAUAUGAAAUGUCAUUUUAGUCUACCGAAUAAAAAAUAGACUUUAACGAACCUUGUUACCUUUAACAACUAGAUAAUGUCUUGUUAAAAAAAAUUGUCGACGUUGUCUGCAUCUGGGUCACCUGAUUUUGUGCCAAUUUUGUUCUUAUAAUAUGUUUUCGAUUCUAGCUAAGCAAAUGUUAUGUGAUUGUUGAUACAUUUUAUAAAAUUUAAUAAAAAACAGAAAGGUA